UUUCUUUGGCAAUUGUCUGGCUGUCAAGUGUGUGGUGAGAGUGACAGCCAGCGCAAAGAGAGAGCAAGUGGAAACAAGAGCGGAGGUGUGUGUGUUGUGCUACUCUGCGUUUGAUCUAGAAAAUAAUAGAGGUGAAGUGUGUUUUCGUUUUCAUCUAGUGCACAAUUACGGAUCGGAUUUCGCUUUGCGGUUGGGGUUUCGCGAGUGAAUCGCUAGUGUUUCGAGCGAUUGUGAUACUUUGACAUUUCGCCUUGCCAAAUUCGGUGGUGGUUCGAAAGUUGUGAAGCAAUAGCGGGUUUUUGGGUAAAAGUUUCACCAAACAUCGUCGUCGUCGUCGGUGGAGAGCAGAUUCGGCAGGGUUUAUUGAUUUUUGUGUCAUUCUCUUUGGUGGAAACCUGUUUCUCCGGUGGAACAUCGCGUCUUCACUACUGCAUCGGAAUGUUACCGCCAGCGAGGGUUGCUGAAUAAAAGUGGAUCCCCGCAGCAGCAGUCAGAGGAAUCGCCAGAUAUGCUUACAAUUCUGAACCAUCUAAAUAGACAAAGGUCGACUUUGGGGAUGCUCCAAUAGGUAGCUGGAAUUCCUUCCCAUCUCUCUGUCCCGCUUUCUGGUUCGUCAACGGUAGUCAAAACAAAAGCCAGGCACACACACACAGCGCGUUUCGGUAGAAAGAAUCAUGAUCUUCGCGAGCAACGCCCGAUCGCCGCAUCUUCCCGGGACAUUGUCACAGGCAACGGAACGCGGAAAGCGACCACACUGAAAGAAGAACGCAAAAAAUUGACACCUGUUGCAGCUCUCUCACACGCACACACACCGAACGCGUAGCGCCAACCCGACUCAACUUCGGCACAGCUGUCAGUGACGACGAAGCGACUUAACGCACAACAACGAGGAGGAAAGGCGAAAAGAAGACACAACAGAAGAAAAAAACAACAACCGAAACUGGGGGAAGGCCAAGCGCUGAAGACGACGUCGACGACGCCGAAAAGGAAAGGUGGAACAAUUACCCCCGGGGCAUUAAUCUGCUCUCGCAGCAGCAGCUCGUCAGUAUCGAUUCGGAGUCCGCGCGAACCGGAGCCCACACGAAACAAGAUCGCGCGCGCGCGCGAGCAAAACAAAAGAAACGCUGAAGAAGAUACCGCGCACAUAACCUCGUUUCGCGAGACGAGCACCCUCUCGGGUGCAGAUUAUGUAAAUGAUCAUCGGUUGCUUGAUUCGAGCCCAUUGUGCGCCAGGUCUCGUCUCAACAGCAGCUCGCUGGUUCUGAACGUCGACGGCGACGAGCGUGAAAGUGUUGGAGAAGCCGGUUCGGGAGAGCGAGCGAGCGAGAAUCGCUCGGAGAGCGAGAACAAUCUCCCGCAGAUACCGCGUUGAGCUUAAUCUUAUCACAAAAAUUGCGCCGAACUAGUGCGCGCCGAGAACCGUCCGAUUUCGCAAGUGUGCCCGCGUUGAUCUGCCCGAGUCUUGUCGGAAAAUUAAAGUUUUGUUAGUUUGUUGGCCACGUGACGGGAGAGACGGUGUCGUGGCUGAAGAGUGUCUCGGAUGACAGCUCAGCACGAAUCGUGGCGUGGCGUUGUUUUGGUUUGCCUGAGCAGUGAAGGAUCCAAAACAAGUGCUGAGUGAAAUGUGCUGAGUUCGGUGGAACCAAAGUGCAUAAACAGCAUAAGUGAAGCGCGCGGUCAGUGAUAGUGAGUGAGUGUGCGCGAAAAACUUUCCAGAUUAGAAGAUGUUUUCGAGGCGAAGAGGGCAGUGAUCUGCGAAGGGAAGUGAUAAGGGUUUGGCGAAGGUUAGCGUGAUCGUGAUCGCGUUCAGGGAUCAUUCGGUGAUCGGUGUUUGCGGCGACAGGAUGUACUGGAUACGGUCGAAGAAGUUGAAGGAGCGGCUGGCGCUAGGCUUCGGUGCCUCGCUGGUGCUCUUCACGCUGCUGCUAGUGAUCGACCUGCAGAUGGACCUGGGAGUGUCCCGGGGGGAAUUUAUUCCGUCGCACGGGCGGGUGCGGUUCGCGAGUGAAGACGACAAGAGUGGGAUCUACAACGAGUUCCACCGGAAAUAUCUUGCCAAAAGUAAUGCGUCCGGGUCGAAGGAGUACCUGACGACGAAUCCACACACGCGCGGUCGGACUGACACUUCGGGGGCGGGCUACCCGAGCAAACAGGUGACCACGGCGCCACCGCACGAUCGGUUCAAGGACUUGACGGCGCUGGUUGUGGCACCGAAGAACCGGCGAAAUCCGCAAUUUUACGAACGGAUUGUUGUGAAGGAAGAUCAAAGUGACGACGAGAAUCCGACGCUGGCGGAGAUGCUUGACCUUCGAGUGAGUCCAAAUGCGACCAAUUUGGAGCGAUUCCAACUGUCCAUUACCAAGAACGAGUUGUACGCCAAGAGCGACAAGCUCGUCGAUGCCGUGAUACAGGACAUGGUGAGCAUGCCGAUCAAGCACGUCGUGCAGAAGGAGGGUGGCACCCAGAUCAAGCUGAUCAUUGAAUAUCCAAACGAUAUUCAUGCACUGUUCAAGCCGAUGCGCUUCCCCCGAGAGCAGCAAACGCUGCCGAACCAUUUCUACUUUACCGACUACGAACGACACAACGCCGAGAUCGCGGCCUUCCACCUCGACCGGAUCAUGGGCUUCCGGCGGGCAAUGCCCGUCACCGGCCGAAUCCUCAACAUUACCACCGAGAUCGAGCGGGUGUGUGACGACAACCUGCUGAAGACGUUCUUCAUCUCGCCAGCACGCAACAAGUGCUUCCACGGCAAGUGUUCCUACUAUUGUGAUACGUCGCACGCGAUCUGCGGCAGCCCGGACACGCUGGAGGGAUCCUUCGCGGCGUUCCUCCCAACCCAGGCGGACACCCAGCGCAAGGUGUGGCGUCACCCGUGGCGACGAUCGUACCACAAGCGCAGGAAGGCCCAGUGGGAAACCGAUCCGGACUACUGCGCCAUGGUGCGGGACAUUCCCCCGUACGACGAGGACAGGCGCCUCCUAGACCUGAUGGACAUGUCCGUGUUCGACUUUCUCACCGGCAACAUGGACCGUCACCACUACGAAACGUUCAAGAUCUUCGGCAACGACACGUUCCCGAUUCAUCUGGACCACGGUCGAGGCUUCGGGCGACCCUUCCACGAUGAACUCUCCAUCCUGGCACCCCUCCUGCAGUGCUGCCUCAUCCGAUCGACCACCCUAGAGACCCUGCUACUCUUCCACAACGGGCCCAAAUCCCUGUCGGAGCAACUGCGCGACUCGAUGGCCAACGACCCGAUCGUACCGGUCCUGUGGGAACCCCACAUGGUCGCCCUCGACCGCCGGGUCGCCAUCAUCCUGCAAGCUAUCCGGGACUGCGUCAAGAAGGCCUCCGAGGAGGAAGACUUUGACGCCGCCGGCCAGAACCACCUCGAUCAGAGCUUCUCCUAGCAGAUCAACCGUAACGGUGGCCAAUACCGGCCAAGAUUGUACAUAGUCUAAUCACGUGUGUGUGUGUGUGCGAGCGCGUCGUCAAUCGAGAGCAAAACUGAGAGUGAAAGAGUGAAGUGAAACGGGAGGAUUGCCGACUUCCGUUAGUGAUCAUCGUGCGGCGGGACUGUUUGUUAGCUCAUUACAAGGUUAUUAUCAUAAAAUGAUAGCGGCGGGAGCGCGCGUGUGUGAGAAGAGUGCGAGAGAGAGAGAAAGAGGAUCGCGCCCCAAAUAUCGCGGUUGUAAAGUUCUAACGUUUAUUAGAGAUAGACACGUCUACAUACAUACAUACAUAUAUAUAUGGGUAACUGUGUAUAGCAAUUAGAGAAAUUCACUGUGUGCGGAUGAUCCGGAUGAUCCGUUGCAAUGAGAGGCCAAAGUUAAAUAUGAGAGCAAAUCUAUUAUCCACCAACCCUGGAAGAGAGAACCUAUUAUUGACCCUGUCAGAUAUUUACGUUUUAAACGAUUCUAGAUGAUAUUAGAUGUUCUUGUUUUUCUGUUAAGUUUUAUCGUACCUUUCUCCCCCUUCUUCCCUUUAACAAAACAAAAAAAAAAUAUUGCUUCGACAACACGAAACGAAAACAAUGCUCUUGAGCGGUGGUUGUCCCGAGCAGGUGGAGAUAACAAAACUGCGGUCAUGAUUUGAAAGGAAAAUAAGCAAAUAAUAACACAAAACAUUGUCACAUAAGAUUUCUUUCCAUCGAUGAUUUUGUACAAUCAAAACAUAAAAUUAAACGGAACAUUAAAAUAAUUGGAUCCUCAAAUAUAAUUUUUUUUAUAUUAUUUUUCACAACGAGCACAACGAUAUUAUUUUUUACAACACACAAAUUAUCCUUAUAUCGUUUUUCACAACGAUAAAGCUAAAUUUUCUAAGUACUAUGACCAGCCAUGCCAAAUAUAUAGAUAAAUCUGUAUUUGACAGAUUUUUCGAUUACGAAAAUUCCAAAAAUUUGUAUAUACAGAUUUUUUAAUAAUGGUUGUAUUUCAAAAUUUCAACAAUUCAAUCUGCUUUUAAAAAUUUGAAAAUUUCUUCUAUGGCUUCGAUUUUGACACGAUACAGAUAAAAUACAGAUUUAUUUUUAAGAAAAUACAGAUCUCCCAUAAAACAAUCUGGCUACGUUGACUAUGACCCUUUGUACGGAUUUUCAAAUUAAUUUUGAAUUAUUAUAUUCACGGCCCUUUUUGACAGAAAAGGACCUACCUGACAGCUCUUUCCAAAAGGACACAGUUGAUCCAUCGUAAAAAGUUUUAGUUUUGCAUAAAAAAAGUGUUCAGAAAUGGUUUAUAUGCGUGUUUUUGACUGUUGUACAUAAAAAUUGACAUAGGGCUUUAGGACCCUAUUAGUGAUAAGUGCGGAAAAAAACAAGUUUUGCAACGAUUUGAAUAAAAAAAGUUUUGCAAAUCCGGAAAAGCCUUUGAAUUUACAACAGUCAAACUCCAAAACAGUAAAAUGUUGUUCUACUGUUUUUUUUGGCAAAAUAACAAACUCCAUUUUUUGUGUUUGAAAGUUUUAAUGUAUUCUUAGUUUGAAGUUUUGUUUUGCUCGUGACAGCCAUUUCCAGAUUUGUCAACCCCAACAGAAUUUUCAAAAAUUAUUAUAUUGAGAAAUGACAACAGUUCAGUUAUUUGAUAAUGCUUCAAUUUGAUUAAAAAGGCUUAAUUUUGCUAUUAAAAGUUAAAAAGUUUCAUCUUUGCUUCCGAAUUUGGCAUGAUACAGACCAAAUACAGACUUUUUUUUAGGAAAAUACAGACCUCCCAUAAAAAUCAAAAAUAAUCUGGAAUCGUUGGUUUGCGAGCGAACCGCCAACAAGUUUGUGAGUGUGGCAAUCUGUCAAAAACGGAUAGUGCGAAUUUGUUUGUUCGUUGCUGUAGUGUAAUAGUCAAAUUUAGUCAAUGUUGCCGUUUUACCAUAAAAGUUAACGCAAAAUUGAAUCCGUAAUUAAUAUUAAUUCUCUCAUCAGUUCACUUUGAUAAUUUUAGAAGUUGAUUUCGGUUUAGAUUUUGUGACAAGUUGUUCGCAAAAGCGAAUGUUUGCCUAAUUUUUAUCCAGAAUUAGAAAAUCUGUAAAAUUGUAAGUACCUAAAUAGUUAAAAAUCAAUUAUUUUUUCCAAAAUCAGUUAUUUAUCACGAGAAAAUUUCAGGGUGAUCACUCAUUAGAGAAAUCAAAAUUUGUCAAAUUAGGCGAUGAAUUAAACAGAAUUUUAAAUACGCAGUUAGUUGUCAAAAAGUCGUGAGGAUUAAAUGCAUUUUUGAAAAUAUAUUUCAGGCUUGAGAAUUUUGUUUGAGGGACCUAUUUAAAGAGUUCCUUUGCUGUUAGUUUAAAAAAAAAUGUUUAGCCAAUUUGAAAUUUUCAAUUGAACAUAUUAUGAUUAUAACUAGAUUGAAUCAUACUCAAUUAUCAUGAGUAACCCUUAAAACAAUUCCAUUCAAUUUUGAAAACUAUUACAAUUUGUGAUAUUUACUCAAAGAACAUUUUAAGGUUUUGAACGAGGUUUUGUGAAGGUUUGAUUCUCAUACAAAUAUUCUUACUGGGAUAAACCGUGUAGACCAUUAUAACUAGAAAUUUUAUCUAUCAUUCAUAUUUUUUAAGUAGAGUAUAAAUUGUGUUAUGCUCAUUUUUUGAAAAUCUGGCAAUGAUUCAAAUUUUAUCAGGAACUGCAUUCGUUGUGAAUAUUUUCAUUUUGAAGCAGUUUAUGAAAUUUUGCUUGCAAAUUAUAAAAAUCAAAGAGCAAGUAUAUGAUGUUCUGCAAGUGCUACAAACAGAUAAAAUUCAAAAAUGGGAUUUGUUUAAUUUUUAUCCAAUUUUUAAGGAAUUUAAUUGAUUCUAUAAUUGAAAGUGCUAAUAAUUGAGAUUUUGAAAUUACGAGGAAAAAUAUAAGAUUCAAAAAUUGGAUGGCUAUCUAGUUAACUCUAAAAUUUGAUAGUUCGUGUGCCCAGUACAUUAAAAAGCACCCAAUUUGUUGCUUUUUCUCUGUCACUGAUUUUUUUAUGACAAAUCCUGAUAUGUGCCUUUUUUAACGCAACUGUGUUUUCAUUUAUUGAUAGAAGUCAUGAUUUCCACAACUAUAGAUUUUACAGAUAUUUUAAAUCAUUUUCUGGCCUAUCUUUCCACCUGUUCGGGAACGCACACACUCCACUCUUGUCUUGAGUGAGUACGAGAUAAAUCAACGGGCAGCGAGAUAAAGCUAUCAAUCAUCCUUAUCCUGUCACGACCCAAAACAGCAGAAAAAUACCCCGCGCCACUGGAAGGAAGUCCAAAUUUUAUCCCCGAAAACGGGCAGACAGCGGCAAAUGAUAAAUAGUAUACAGUUCAUAAAUCUUACUGUGUAGUAGCCAGUAGAAUCAGCCAAAAACAACACUUAAAAUAUAACAAGAACAGCGCGCAGCGGUAAAUUAAUCAAAUCAGCGCCCCCCGGCAGGGGGGGCGACCUCAAAUUACAAAUUAAUAGUCAAGCGAAAGCAUCAAACAAAAAAACUGAUUAAAUUUGUUGUUCCUCUGUUGUUGAGCCCACUGAGUGCUAUGAAAUUUACUACACGACGCCACCUGCAGUGCAAAAAUCGGAAACUUUCCCCAAAUUUUUAUUUCGAGUAGAAAACCCCCCACAAAAAAAUCCGCCACCCCCCUCCCUGAUCGUUCCAAAUAAAUGUGACUGAUUGUGACAAAGUAAAAAUAAUUAAUCAUACAACGCGAUAAAACAAGUUAUUGCGAAUUCCGGAAAUCGGCUUUUGUGCUCGCGCGCGACAACAAAUUAAUAACAAUCGACGCAAACAGUGCGUGCUGAAAUAAAAUAAUUUAAUUACACAUGUACAACAAGCGGAGGAAGCGCCCGCUGAGAGAAACACACACACAAGUUGACAACAACAACAAAAAAGUAUAUCUGUGAGACAUGAAAUAAUAUUUUAAAUUUUAACCCCCCGUGAUUCGUUUGUCAAACCCCACCCGUCCACUCCAAGGCAUUCCUUCUGACGAGAAAAAAAAUUAAAUAUCGCCCCCGAAAAAUUUCCAAUUUCCAAACCCCCGGUUCGCGUUCUGCGUUUUUUUUCUUCUACGCGCACCCACGCGGUAAGGCUGUUUUAUAACCUGACACUAAUUUAUAAUUUAUUCGAUAGUUGAGUAUACACAAUUGUAGUAGCAGCAGCAAGAAGUGAGAGCUAGUUAAAAAAAAGUAAAGAAAGAGGCGAAGAAAAUUUAAGAGUAAAUUUGCAAAAUUAUUUGUGAAAUAAAAACGGAAAAAAACGAUGUGACGGAAUAAUAAAGUGACUACCAUUGUUGUUGUUCAGAAUAUAUUAAAA
Molecule: messenger RNA, 7739 nt
Organism: Culex pipiens pallens (northern house mosquito)
Lineage: Eukaryota; Metazoa; Arthropoda; Insecta; Diptera; Culicidae
Product: extracellular serine/threonine protein CG31145-like
Exons: 3
Coding region: 1845-3407 (520 amino acids)
Biological process (GO): protein phosphorylation
Cellular component (GO): Golgi apparatus
Molecular function (GO): protein serine/threonine kinase activity
Source: RefSeq, a predicted model, not a curated record